GGACGCACGCAAGCCGCCAGAGGGCAUGAAAGGGGCGUGUUGCGUGCAUGCGUGCCCUCGGCCCAUAUGGCCCAGUUAUGGCGUCAUCCGGAAGUAGUCACGCCGGGCGGGAUGACCGGUUGGACAAAAUGGCGAAGGAUGAGGACUUACGGGAAUCAAGCCUGUGAAACACACUUCAUCCUGUCUGGUGGAACAGCCUGCCUUGAUGCAAGACAUAAAAACCAACAUGAAUCUCCAGCAGCCAUCACCUCUCAUCCCCCCUGUCCACCCUGAUGUGCAGAUGAAGCCCCUGCCCUUCUAUGAUGUACUGGAUGUCCUAAUCAAGCCUUCAAGUCUAGGAGCAAGUACUGCACAGAGGUACCACCAAGAAAAAUAUUUUAUCUUUGCCUUGACACCACAGCAAGUUCGAGAAGUUUGCAUAUCCAGGGACUUUCUGCCAGGUGGCAGGCGGGACUAUAUGGUUCAAAUUCAACUGAGGUUUUGCUUGUCAGAGACAAGUUGCCCUCAAGAGGAUAAUUAUCCCAACAGUCUUUGUAUAAAAGUCAAUGGGAAGCUGUUUCCUUUGCCAGGGUAUGCACCACCACCCAAAAAUGGUGUGGAACAGAAGAGACCAGGGAGACCUUUGAACAUUACCUCGCUUGUCCGACUCUCAUCUGCAGUACCCAAUCAGAUUUCAGUGACAUGGGCCCCUGAAAUUGGAAAAACCUAUUCUAUGUCUGUGUACCUGGUGAGACAGCUAACAUCACCGCUGCUGCUGCAGAGGCUGAGGAUGAAGGGCAUCAGAAACCCAGACCACUCCAGAGCAUUAAUUAAAGAGAAGCUGACCGCAGAUCCAGACAGUGAAAUUGCUACAACAAGUCUUCGAGUCUCACUUAUGUGUCCGCUGGGUAAGAUGCGACUCACAGUGCCAUGCCGGGCAGUGACCUGCUCUCACCUGCAGUGUUUUGAUGCUGCCCUCUACCUACAGAUGAAUGAGAAGAAACCCACCUGGAUCUGUCCUGUGUGUGACAAGAAGGCUGCAUAUGAGAGUCUUAUCAUUGAUGGUUUAUUCUUGGAAAUCCUGAACGACUGCUCAGAUGUGGAUGAAAUCAAGUUUCAGGAGGAUGGAACGUGGUGUCCCAUGAGACCAAAGAAAGAAGCGGUCAAGGUCACAUCUCAGUCAGUUCCAAAAAUUGACACUCCUUUGCGCCUGUCGUCAGUGGUGCCCCAUUCUACUGAGCCCAGCUCCACCAAGAAGGCUGAUGUGAUUGAUCUUACUCUGGAGAGCUCCUCAUCUGAUGAUGAUGAGGCAGACACAGACCCUCCACUGAAGAAACAUUGUGUUUACAUUUCCAAUAAUGAGGAGAUGCAUGCGAAGGGAGUGUUGACCUACCAGCCCACUGUGCGCAUGCCGAAUGUCCAGUCCCUGGACCCGACGUAUCUGACCUCUACGCUCGCUGACUAUGCAGUCCCCUUCCAUCCUUCUACUCUGGCUACCAUCCCCACAGACAUGCAAAGUCUGGAUUUGUUUUCCUUAAUUCAAGCAGAUCCUCAGCAUUACAGACCUCAGAUGUUCCUGGAUAACCUGACCAGCAGUAUGCAAAGUGCAGCUGCAGCCAGCACAAGCUCAGCCUUGGUCUCUUCCAGCAGCCACUAUGACACCACCACCCACACCGCCAGCUCCAUCCACGAAACCCAGAUCAUCACAGGAGGAGGUGGAGGUGCUGGACGAGGAACUGAUGGUGGAAUAUCAGAUAUCAUUUCACUAGACUGAGCCAUGUCUCACUGGACCUUUUUAGGCCUGUUUUUGUGGCCUUUUUUAUACUGGACAUAACAUAUGAUGAACAGGUACAUCACAUGCUCAAUUUUCACUAAAACUGGUAUACAGGAGCACUAUAUUUUAUAUUUUUUUGCCCGGUUUCCUCUUCUGCCUAUACAUUUGUUGAUGAUAAAUUGUCAGCUGUCAAUUUCUCCAGACAUUACCAAUUAUUCUUGUUUGGUGUCAUACACUUGAUCAUUAGAUAAAAUGUAUUCCAAUUUGUUUACUUACAUGAACAUGUAUGUCUGACUACAGUCUAUUCAAUUGUGUGCCUACUUAGCAUGGGAGAGAGUCAGGAUGAAAGAAAGAAGAACGUGGGCUCACAGCAUGAUCUUGUUUCAUACAUCUUUGCAUCUUUAGAAUGGUUGGAAGUAGAAAGGCACUGUGAGUUAGACUUGUGGACUAAACACAGUGGACGGGUUUGUUUCACUGUUUUUAUUGUAUCUGCUGGCUUUUUAAAGCCCUGUUUUACCUUCCAUUCAACCUGAUGGAAGCAUGGAAGGCUGAGGUUUUAGGCUCAUGUCAUUACAGCUUUCAUGUUAUACCAAUGUUACAUUUCUUUUUUGGUUCCAUUGAAAUUUAGACAGAGCAAUAAUAAUUUAACUAGUGUUAAUCGAAGUUGUAAAUAUAGUUCAUAUAAUGAUUCCACUUGGUCCAUAUCACUACUACUCUGCUCUGUCCUACUUUUGUAUCAAUUUAUUAGCCAACUGCUAUAGGAGUUGUUCAAAAUGUUAUAUAACAUAAUUGUUUUCUUUUGGAUUUUCAGAUGGACAUGAGUCAUGUUUUAAUGCUGCCUUCAAAUGUGGUUGUGGCUUAAAGUACAUGUGAACGCCCCCCUUUUGAUGUAUUUACAACAAUUGGGGGGGGGGCAAGAAGUAAUUUUUUUGUUGAAUGGAAAGUUUGUCUUGAAAUUUGUUUAGUUUUUUGUCUGAAUUUUAUAAUAUGUUGAAGGAAAAUGUUAAUAUUACAACAGUUUUCAUUUGUCAUUAUGUCAGUUCAUUUCCUGCAAUGUUACACGCUUACCAGCUUGCUUAAUUGUUAGCCUCUGUGGCCUCUCGACAUUGACAGUUAUGUUAACAUGAGCCUCCAUGUUAUUAUUGCCUGGCAGCAUUGCUCUCAAGAACACUUGAAUGCCAUUAUGUACAUGACUUCCCACUUUGUAUCAACAAGCUCCAUGUGAAGGAAUCAUAUGUACUGAGCUGGAGUCUGUGAUUAGCCUAGCUUAGCAUGAAGAUUGAAAGCAAGGGGAGUCAGCAAGCAUUAUUUUCCACAACACAAAAUUAUGAUAAACAACACCAGAUAAGCUCAUGUUUCUCAUUAGUUUGCUCCUUACUCAAUUAUAUAUGUAAGAACCAUACUUUGUUGUUCUAGUGGGAUUUAGGUGCUACCCCUUGCUAGCCAUUUCCCCCUGCUACCAGUGCUCAUGCUAGACCAAACACAUCCAGACUCAAGGUCUGUACCUAACUCAAAGACAUGAGAUCCAUAUCCAUCAUAUCAUCUAUUUCUUGGAAAUUGUCUAAAAGUGUAUUUCCCAAAAUACUGAACUGUGUUUGAAAAUUUCUGACUAAUCAGUGUAUCAGCUUUGACAAGUAUGAAAAUAAUUUUUAGAUCACGUGAAGUAUGAAGGUAAUGCUGCCAAAAUUCUGACUUACUUGCCUUCAUUUAAAAGUCCACUUUGUAAAUCUUCUGGACUUUGACCUCUUCUUUCUGCCAGGGGUUGAAUGUCAAUGAUGCUUUAUGUUCUCAAUAAUUAUAUGGACAUUUGCUUAGCAUUAACAUCUACACUACACAACAGUAAGAAGCAACAUACAGGGCAGCUACAAAACUACAUAAUCUGGAUCGCUUACUGUUUUUAUUCACUCCAGCCACGAGUAGCUCAAUCUCAGGGAACUACACUGCUAAUCUGGGCUUGACAAAUUCAUUGAAGUAAAGUACAGACACAUAAAUAACACUUUCAACAUAUCUGUCUGUGAUGAUUCAGUCUGCACAGAAUUUAGCUUAAAUUUAGAAAAAUGCCAGAUACAUUUUUCGGAGUCCAUUUUACUUUGUAUAAUGCACACAAAGGAAAGAGUCCUGAAUUGAACUAGUAUGAAAACUGUCUGUAAAGAUGUUACUAGAUUACGUUCACCUUCAUUAUAAUGGUAUUAAGGCACAAAUCUGAGCGACAACUUAAAAUCUGGAUAUCUAAUACCAAAUCCACUACAUGAAGACAUUUUGGAAGGUGCGAAAAUUACUUUUAGUUUUCGUGACCCAACAUGAAACAAUUAACAUUGUGUAAUAAGUUAAACAAAGUUCAGCAACACAAUCAAAGUCUUUCCCCACAUGUGCCACACCUUUUUUUGUGGAGAGAUUGCACAGAGGUUACCGUUUUACUGAUGGGACAUUACCUGCAGGCAGAUAUUGGUACUGUGGAUCUAUGUGUUAUCGUGUUAUUUUGGACUCUUAAUACUUUGUAGAUUUUGAAACAAAAUCCAGAACAGAACCAUGUUUCAUGUCUGAUGCCAUCUUGACGAACUUAGUAAAAGUACUUUUUUUAUUUUGUUCAAAUAGUUAUUACAGAAUGAUUCAUGACGAAUUUGUUUUUGUUUUCUUGUGUCUCUGAACCUGAAGCCUUUUGAGGUUUGGUAAUGUAUCGGUAUUUUUUAUUAUUAAACCUUUUCUUUUCUCUAUUCAGUUAUAAUCUGUUGCCCUUGGAAGUCUUGCAACAAGUGUUAUUUUCAGGAAAUUAUGACAUGUCUGUUUGACCCAAAUGCUGUCUUGUCAGAUUAGAAGGUUUAAAUAUCAGUUUAGUCUGGUUUAGAGAAAGUUGAAAACGUAAAGGGACAGCUCACUUAACUAUCCAAAUCUAUUUUUUUCUACUUAAGGACUUACAUUCCAGUCAAACCAAAAGAGAUUUGACCAGACAAAGAAAAGGGCUCCUCUCUUAUUCCACAGGGGGGCAGUACAACCUCAGUCAGUGACACACACCACUACUCGUAACACCAUCAGAUACAAUUGUACAUUGGUGAAAUAAGCCCAAACCCCACAUGUUAUAUUGAAUGUCAUGCAGUGAUGUUUUCUUUAUUUUAUUUUUUUCUUCUAUCCAUUUCGGUCCAAACUAACUUCUAACAUUUGUCAUUAUGGUCUGAGACACAUGGCUGAUCCAGAUGAGCUGGAGUCAGAAACGGUGCAACAUGAUUAGUAGCUUUCUUCUAUACUUUGACAUCAACAUGAACUAAUGGCUCUGAUUGGAUGAACACAUCAAUCACUAGGCAACUCUGGACAAAGACUAAAUUAAUAUAGAUUUUGUAAAGUAAAAAUAUUUGAGAUAUUUUGAAUGUUUGUUUCUAUUUAGCAGCAGCAGGGUUUAUGGAACCCACAACCACUUAUUCACUGUACAAGCAUUCCAACCACCUGAGCUGAACAGACAAUGUUGCUGAACAGUUAUGAAAGUUGUUCUAUUAAAAACUUCAACUGUU
Molecule: messenger RNA, 5256 nt
Organism: Pleuronectes platessa (European plaice)
Lineage: Eukaryota; Metazoa; Chordata; Actinopteri; Pleuronectiformes; Pleuronectidae
Gene: pias2
Product: protein inhibitor of activated STAT, 2
Exons: 14
Coding region: 206-1753 (515 amino acids)
Biological process (GO): protein sumoylation; regulation of transcription by RNA polymerase II
Molecular function (GO): zinc ion binding; transcription coregulator activity; SUMO ligase activity
Source: RefSeq, a predicted model, not a curated record